CCCUCAGGUUUUUGUUAAUGGUAUUCUUAGAGCAGGAUCUCUUCCUGCACUGCUGUUUCCAUAAUCUGGUUUCCACCUGAAUGGUGCCCCUUUGCCAGUGACAGGGAAAUGAAAUGAAUGGAAAUGAAUGGCAGUAUCUCUCUCUCUCUGCAAUAUAUUCUGCUAAUUCUGUGAUGAGGGUAAAAUGCACUCCUUGCUCAUUUCCCAAAUACAGAAAGGAUCUGACAGCCAAGAUGCAGAUUGUGUAAAUUGAGUUACCAGAGCCAGAAGAUGUUACCAGAGCCAGCAGUAGGUUUUCAUCUCUGUGACACAAUUCAGCAAAAAGGGGGUGGAGACAAGGCAGAGGGCCCACCAUUAACACCAUGCUCCUGGGGAUCCUCGUGGUGCUCUUCUUCAUCCCCACUGCUGAUGUAACAGAAAACAAGAUUUUAGUGGCUCAGCAUCCUCUGCUCAUUGUAGCUAACCAAACUGCAACUCUAGUUUGCAACUACACAUACAAUGGGACAGGGAAGGAAUUUCGAGCUUCGCUACACAAAGGAACGGACAGUUCAGUUGACGUUUGCUUUAUUUCAUGGAACACAACCAAUCUUAGCAGCAAUUCAAAUAAAGGAUUCAACUGCCAGGGGUAUCAUGAUAAAGACAAAGUCAUCUUCAAUCUCUGGAACAUGAAUGCCAACCAAACUGACAUCUACUUCUGCAAAAUUGAGGUCAUGUAUCCACCCCCAUAUGUCUACAAUGAGAAGAGCAACGGGACUGUCAUUCAUGUAAAAGAGACACCCACCCAAAUACAAGAGCCUCAGUCUGCAAUUCCUUUGUGGAUUCUGGCAACAAUGACUGGAAUUCUUGCCCUCUACAGUAUGCUAAUAACUGCAGUUUUUAUUAACUUUUGGCAGAAAUCCAAAAAGCAUAUGUACCAUCAGAGCGACUACAUGAACAUGACUCCCCGGCACCCGCCGUACCAGAAGAACAAGGGUUACCCAUCCUAUGCACCAACGCGAGACUACACCGCCUACCGCUCCUGGCAGCCCUGAUCCCACCUGGAGCCUCCUGUGCUUCCGGGCACACGCUUGCUCUGGGGCGUGGAAAGACAGCUCUUGUUUUCUCAUCAUGUUUGUUGCUAUUGAUUACAGACACCUACACCAUAGCAAGUAUUAACUAAACUUUGAUCAACUAAAAGAAAAUCCAGACCAACAAACCAAUAUAAAAAGGGGGGGUGGGGGUGGAAGGGGGAAGUAGAAAAAGAAUUUUUCUCCGUGAUGGCUGAAAAUGAGGCCCAGCUUGUGUUGAGGGCUGUCAGUGGAUAAGACGGAAAGAUGGCAUCAGACCUCCGAGCUGGUUUCUUCCUAACACUUGUGGUUUUGCUCAGCUGUUGGAAGAAGCAGAACUUCUGAUCUUUUCCAAUAGCUACUACCUUAGAUUUAACCCUUAAUUUCCUUCCCUGUAUGUGUAAUCUUCAGAUUGUUACUGUUAGACCUUGCAAAAUGUAAAAAAUAAUCUUUUUUUCUCUGUAAAAUGAAGACACAGUUUGAAGUUCAAAACACAUGAUUAAAAGAAAGAGGAAAAGGUCAGUCAGAAGGCAUCCAAGUUAUUACGCUAUGGAGCAAAUGAUCUGCCAGGACAAAUCACGCUAAUAGAAAACUAGUAAACCUUCAACAUGUGAGUCCUUAGGCUGGACACUUUGUAAAUGUUCAUAAGGCCAUCUGCAGUCAUGACCAAGCAACUCCACAGACUGAAAAGCAAGCAACUUGAAGACAAAAUCAAGACAAAUGGGAGAGGAAUAAAGAUGUCUUCAUCAUGAACAGCCCCAUUUUUUUUUUGUUUGCCUUCUGCAUCAAGGGAAUGCAAAGGCAUAUAUGAAGCAUUAGAAGCAGAUAGCUCAUAUUUUGCGAAGAUUUUUUACUUUUAUUUUUGAAUAUGAGAUUUCAGAAGGUAUUCUCCUGAGUCCUCCUGAAAAUUCAUGCAUGUUUUCUGGCACCUAGGUUGUACCAGAGCUCUUCCGAAAAUCUGGGUGAACUUAUGAGCAACUAAAGGCCACUUAAAUUUUUUUUCCCGUAAGUGUCUGAGAGUGAGAGGAUUCUUCAUUCUCAGCAUUGUAAAUUGGACAUGCAAGUUCUCAGACAUCUACAAGAUCUGCUCUGGGCACUUUGAUGAACUUUGUGUUAUCUGGAAGUUACUGUUCUCUCUAAAGGUGUUCUUCAGGGCUGCUCCAUGUCAGAGCAGGACAAAGUCAUUAGCAAAACAUGAUCCAUUCUUUCAAUCCAGUAUAUUUACAAUAACAGGACAUCCUUAAUUGUAAAUGGGGUUGCCUUGGCAUAAAAUCCCUUUUCAUACUGAGGAGACAAUGUUUAUUUUAUAAAGACUGCUGAAUAAACAAUUUUAAA
This is a messenger RNA of Passer domesticus (house sparrow), 2381 nucleotides long. RefSeq names its product CD28 molecule (gene CD28). Bases 363 to 1031 code for a protein of 222 amino acids. The transcript is spliced from 5 exons. The record is from RefSeq and is a predicted model, not a curated record. Gene Ontology annotation, cellular component: membrane; external side of plasma membrane. Gene Ontology annotation, biological process: positive regulation of T cell proliferation; T cell costimulation; T cell activation. Lineage: Eukaryota; Metazoa; Chordata; Aves; Passeriformes; Passeridae.